Molecule: messenger RNA, 2499 nt
Organism: Rotaria sp. Silwood1
Lineage: Eukaryota; Metazoa; Rotifera; Eurotatoria; Philodinida; Philodinidae
Source: the annotation of a GenBank genome assembly
AUGGCUGAGGCCCAUGAAGCCGUUGCAUUUUCAUUUACGGUCGGUCAUGAAGGAUUUAAUGUUGAUGUAAGUUAUGAUGUAUUUAGAGCUCUUUUUUAUGCUGCUUAUCGUUCAUGGAAACUUCGUUGUCGUCGUACAUUAAACUCAUUAUAUAAUUCAUUAUAUCCGGGUCAUCCAUUACGUGGUAUUGCAUCUUGUGGUUUUGUAGCUGGUCUGUAUUUUAAAGGUUAUGAUCCAUCAUUUCAACUAAUUGAUUGGCUUGAAUCAAAUGUAUUUCGACGUUAUUUACAACCACGUAACGGAAAAAUUCUUGCUUGUAUUGUUGUUGGUGGUGGCGCAUAUAUUGUUUUUAUACAAUUGCGACAAUAUACAUUAAAAAAAUUAUUUUCCUACCAUGGUUGGAUGUAUCAAGAACAUGGAAAAGAUAUCGGCUUAGUACCAAAAGUUUGGAGUGUCUUAGUUAAAUUAUGUGUUGGUCAUAAUCCAUCAUUAUUUUCAUGUCAGAAUCUUUUACCAUCAUUACCAUUACCAAGUUUAGAUGAAACAUUACAACGAUAUUUAAGAUCUGUUCGACCAUUAUAUGAGGAUGCUGAAUAUCAACGUAUGGAAAAAUUAGCUGAAGAAUUUAAACAAACAAUCGGAAGAAAAUUACAAAGAUAUUUAUGGCUUAAAUGGCUUAUUUCAACAAAUUAUGUAUCUGAUUGGUGGGAAAAAUUUAUUUAUCUACGUGGUCGUUCACCAAUUAUGGUUAAUAGUAAUUUCUAUGGUCUUGAUGCUAUUUAUAUUCGUCCAACAACAAUUCAAACAGCACGUGCAGCUAAUUUAACUUGUGCAGCUUUUCGAUAUCGUACCGAACUUGAUCAUGAAAAUAUUAAACCUUUAAUGAUACAAAAAUUUGUUCCAUUAUGUUCAAGUCAAUAUGAACGACAAUUUAAUACAGUACGCAUACCUGGCAAAGAAGCAGACAAAAUUAUUCAUUAUUCCGACAGUCAUCAUAUUGCUGUCUAUCAUAAAGGUCGUUGGUAUAAAGUAUUCAUGUUUUAUAAAGAUCAUUUACUUGAACCAUGUGAACUUCAACUUCAAUUAGAUGAAAUCAUUCGUGACACAACUCCACCAGCUUAUGGUGAAGAACACUUAGCAGCAUUAACAGCUGGUGAACGACCAUUAUGGGCUGAAGCACGUGAAACAUUUUUUCGUUCGGGUGUUAACCGUUAUUCACUAGAAGCCAUUGAAAAAGCUGCAUUUGUUCUUAUAUUGGAUGAUGAAGACUUUGACAUUGGAACGAGUAUGACUGGAAAAUUAGAUGAUUAUGCACAUGCUAUUCUUCAUGGCAAAGGAUAUAAUCGUUGGUUUGAUAAAUCAUUUAAUUUUAUUGUUAGCAAAAAUGCUGUGUUUGGCUUCAAUGUUGAACAUAGCUGGGCUGAUGCUCCAAUAACUGGUCAUUUGGCAGAAUAUGUGUUAUCUGAAGAUAUUAUGUAUUAUGGUUAUGAUGAACUUGGUAACACACACGGUACACCACGUUUUACUGCACUUAAACCAAUUAAACUCAAAUGGAAUAUUCCUGAAAAUUGUAAUGUUAUGAUUGAGAGAAGUCUUGCUCAAGCUACAAAAGUAUAUAAUGAUGUUGAUCUUCAUAUUUAUGUUCAAGAUGCUUAUGGCAAAGGUUUUAUGAAAAAACAAAAGUUAUCACCAGAUGCUUAUAUACAAAUGGCACUUCAAUUAGCUCAUUAUCGAGAUUCAGGUCAUUUCAAUUUAACAUAUGAAGCAUCAAUGACACGUCUAUUUCGUGAUGGUCGUACAGAAACUGUUCGCUCAUGCUCAAUUGAAUCAAGUCUUUGGGUUAAAUCUAUGGAAGAUCCGACAGUCACAAAAGCUGAACGUAUAAAAUUACUUCGUGCAGCUUGUGAUUAUCAUCAACAUCAAUAUCGAGAUGCCAUGAGUGGCAAAGGCAUUGAUCGACAUCUAUUUUGUCUAUAUGUGGUAUCGAAAUAUCUUAAUCUUGAUUCACCAUUUCUUCAUCAAGUUCUUCAAGAACCUUGGAAAUUAUCUACCAGUCAGACGCCGACCGUUUAUGAUGAUCAACGUUUAACAAAAUUCAUGAGUCAAAGGUCAGCAUUGGCAGAAAAAAUUGGAUUGGAUAGAGUGAAAAAUAUUGCAGCAGCUGGUGGCGGUUUUGGACCAACGCCUGCUUUCUAUGAAGAACGAUAUCCCCAAUUUGAUCGUCAAAAGAAAGGAGUCAUGGCUGGUGGUGGUUUUGGUCCUGUAGCUGCAGAUGGUUACGGUGUGAGUUAUAUAAUUACUUCGGAAGAUCUUAUAUUCUUUCAUAUUUCAUCGAAUAAAUCAUCACCUGAAACCGAUUCAAUACGGUUUGGUAAGCGUAUUCGACAAGCCAUGGAUGAUAUGCGAGAUUUGUUAGAAGGGCAAUCUAGUAAUGCUAGCUCAGGCGUAAAUGGAAAGAAAUUUUCAAAUGUUGCACCAUCAACUGACCAACCAGCUUAA